Actinia tenebrosa (Australian red waratah sea anemone) is the source of this 672-nucleotide messenger RNA. RefSeq lists its product as uncharacterized. Lineage: Eukaryota; Metazoa; Cnidaria; Anthozoa; Actiniaria; Actiniidae. Gene Ontology annotation, molecular function: oligosaccharide binding. The record is from RefSeq and is a predicted model, not a curated record.
AUGAGAACUAAGGAUGCCAAGUCUUGUCUUGAUUACCUUCGGAGKGGACUGACUCAGAACGGCAUCUAYGACRUCACAMACAGGAGUGGGGUUACAUAUAAAGUCUGGUKUGAUCUCAGCUCAGAGCCUGGWUCUGCAUGGACUCUUAUCCUCUCGUAUGCCCACAAGAACAGACACGACGAGGAAUUCUGUACGGCUUCUUUUACCACAGACAAAGCAAGGCAGRUYAAUAAYCCAAACUGGGAAAACUAUCGUCUAUCUUUURAUCGGAUGAAAUCCAUUUCAGACCAAUCAACACAUGUCAGAGUGACGUCAAGUUUUCCUGUUYAUGGUGUCGAUUAUCGAGACUACUUGAGAGCCAAGAYUUCAAGUGUAGACAUCUUGAGUUUYACUGGKRCUGRAGUCUGUAAGACUGUAGARUACAUUGACAUCYGAGGCAUCAAGGGAAAAGAUAUCACAGUGCCAUUCUGGCAGAAAAUCGGUAGACGUAGUUUUUCAUUAUUUCRCACCGACAGUUCUGUUAGCCCCUGCCAGUAURAUGCYACCARUGGAUCAGUWAACAGYGAAAACARUUUUGGCACAACGUGCCAUGCAAAUUCAUUUAACCCARCGACYCGWGGAAGCGCGAAUGACGACAGCACGAUUCAAUACUGGUUUGGUGGAUAUUUAUAA